Aspergillus mulundensis is the source of this 693-nucleotide messenger RNA. RefSeq lists its product as uncharacterized. Bases 1 to 693 code for a protein of 230 amino acids. Gene Ontology annotation, cellular component: ribosome. The record is from RefSeq and is a predicted model, not a curated record. NCBI's taxonomy places the organism in Eukaryota, Fungi, Ascomycota, Eurotiomycetes, Eurotiales, Aspergillaceae. The transcript has a single exon. Gene Ontology annotation, molecular function: structural constituent of ribosome. Gene Ontology annotation, biological process: translation.
AUGGCGCCUAGUCAAGUUUUACGAGCAAUGCAGCCCUUGCGAUCAUCUACCGUCCGGUCAACAUUGUCCCUAUCCUCAAAAUCCCCCGCCGCUUUGCAAUGCAACAGACCAACUUUUCCAUCCCGCCGACUCAUCACUUCUGCUCCAAGAACAGUUUCGCAGCAACAAGAAGAAACUAAAUCAAGCGUCCGACCCUCCGCCGAACCUCCAUCUCUCCGCGAAUACCCCUACACAUUGAAGAAGGGCACAGUUGUCUCUGUCGGACGGAUGGAUCGUUGCGUCCGCGUUGAACACCGCCAUAAUGUCUGGGACGACUUCUUGCGCAAGAACUACCCUAAGGUCACUACAUUCAUGGUCUCAGAUCCUCAGAACUCUUUACGCGAAGGCGACGUGAUUGAAUUCUCGUCCGGGUACCCGAAGAGUCGUCGCGUACAUCACGUCGUCGAGCGUAUCAUUGCCCCUUUUGGUCAAACUAUCAAGGAUAGACCGGCUGUUCUUUCCAGGGAGGAGAGAAAUGCGAUCCGCGUUGAGAAGCGAGUAGCGAAAGCGGCGCGCAGGGAACAGAGGAGGCUUGAGAGCGGUGCCACCCAAUCUCAGACGCCUGUGCACGGGCAGGAACACAUUGGGCGCAUUCGGAGGCUAGUUUUGGAGAGGACGGCUGAGAGCAGUGCGAAUGUUGGGGUGUCGGCUUAG